Plenodomus lingam JN3 is the source of this 654-nucleotide messenger RNA. RefSeq lists its product as uncharacterized. NCBI's taxonomy places the organism in Eukaryota, Fungi, Ascomycota, Dothideomycetes, Pleosporales, Leptosphaeriaceae. The record is from RefSeq and is a predicted model, not a curated record.
AUGUCCUUCAAAUCCCUCCUCCCCCUUAUCCUCCUACUCCCCGCCACAAUCUCCGCUGCCACCGUCUGCGGCCUAGUCGGCACCAGCAACCCCGAUACCCUGAACCAGUACAUGGGCAACUUCUUCUACAACGGGCCCUCGAACUUUGCCCUCUGUGCGGCCUGGUGCAAGAACGACGCGACCCGGUGUCGCAGCUUUCGCUGGUCGUAUUAUGGGGAUGCGAACUCGCAGUAUUGUGAGUUUUUCGAAGUGGCGCUAGACGGCCUCGUAACUGCCGACGACACCCAACCAUUCUGGUACUACGAUGUCGCCUGCGGCUUCCCCGACUUCAUCGCCCCUGCAACCGUCACCACCACCGCCGGCGACGGCGCCGGCAACCCCGCGCAAACUGUAACCACAACCACCACCACGACUGUUGGAGAUGCUCCCGGCGCCAUCACCAUUACCCAAACCACAACGACUACGGAGGAAGCAGCGCCCGUGACGAGGACGCAGACGCAGCUGGUCACGCAGACACAGACGCAGACGCAGACGGAGACGCAGUUGUCGACGACGACGGUGGCGAGGCGCACGGUUACGGCGCAGAGGCGAAUUACAGGGUAUGUGACGAGGUUGAGCACGAGGACGGUCUUUAGGACGGUUACUAGUAGGUAG